AACUUUCACAUAUAACAGUUAAACAUCAAUUAAAAUAUGAUAAUCUAAUGGAUAAAUUAGACAAACAAACAAAUGAAACAAUAAAUGGUUUAUCAAACACUUUAGACAAUAAAAUUGUCGACAAAACAAAUGGCAAACGAAAUAAUAAAUAUUUAGAAAUGGCAUUCAUGUCAUGUGUUGCCGGAGCGGGUCUUUUGUUUGGCUUUUCGACGGCUUUGUCCAGCGCUAAGAAAAAAGAUGUCAACGCUUUUGAUAAAGGCAUUUCAAUUGUCCGUACAGUUGGUACCGAAAGUGGCGGUUCAUUAGCAAUGAGAGCACUACUUUGGGGAUCAGUUUACGCGUGCACUGGAUUUGGACUCUUAUGCUUUACUGUCUGGAAAGCAAUCGGUGUCAAUGAUUUACAAGAAUUUCGCCAAAAAGUGGGCACUUAUUUGCCGCGACUGACACCCGAAGUACAUACUAGUCGUACGGAUUUCUCAUCACUUCAAGAUCUAUUGCAAUACAUCAUCGAUGAGGAUAAUAGCAAACAACGAUCAGACAAAAAUGUUGAA
Oppia nitens is the source of this 551-nucleotide messenger RNA. RefSeq names its product transmembrane protein 242-like. NCBI's taxonomy places the organism in Eukaryota, Metazoa, Arthropoda, Arachnida, Sarcoptiformes, Oppiidae. The annotation marks the transcript as partial. The record is from RefSeq and is a predicted model, not a curated record. The transcript is spliced from 5 exons.